GUCAAGCUGGAAAUCUUCUUGGAAAGACUGAUUCAGAAGUGCAGUGCUUCUACCACCUAGAAUGAGUCCUGCGUUGGAACCUGCCGGCGCCAAAAAUGACUUCGUGGAUCUGUCUGGGGUUACAACCGGGCCUGGAGAAAACCCCUAUGACGCCUUGAUCGUGGCUUGUAGCAAUGAUCCAGCUGAGAUCCAGUCAUUGUACUCUACCCAUCGGCGGAAGAGAAACUCCCAGCAGAAAGCCAAAUUUCUGUCGCCCGACUUUAGCGAGUUGGUGAUUGAUCCGGUCCUCCUCAGGCUCGAAAAGCCCGAUAUAGAACCCGGCUUUCAAGAUCCUCGAAACUGCCUGGUGUUCUGGGCGAGACCCCCUGACCACAUAGUAAAGUUGGCCACCCAUCUCCAAGCUCUCCUGAAAAAAGCUGCUCCCAACCUCUGGCUGAUGCCGCCACACCGAAUGCAUAUGACAACCCUGGAGCUCACCCACUCACGGACGCCGGACGAAAUCGCCGCCUUGGUGGCAGCAAUGCGGCCUACCAUCCCGGCGCUGACGAGUUAUACAUUUGGGCACCGCUCUCGGCUUGUCAAACCGAUGCUGUCGUACGAUCUGUCUGCCAUCGCCGUCUCAUUCCUGCCAGCGGCCGGGGAGAAAGUGCUGUCUCCACCGCCUGUACCGCCUCACCCAGAUGGAAUAAUGCAUCCGGGCAUGGAUGGGACUAGUACUGACGAGACCGACGUCUACACAUACCACCAUCUUCGCCGGGACGUGUUCGAUCUCGCACGCAGUACGGGGGUUGAGAUCGGGUCGAGAUAUGUCGUUCCUAGCGCUCAUAUAACUCUGGCCCGGUACCUCGAACAAGCUGACCACGCCACCCCCGAGAUGCGGGAGGGUUGGAUAAAGACCAUCGAGGAGAUCAACAAGUGGCUGGAAGAUGAGGCCUGGGAGAUAGAGGACGGUGAGUUUAUUGGAGAAUGGAUUGUUGGGCAGGAGAGGGGCCUAGAUGCUCGGAACGGCACGCUUUGGUACGGUGGUGGCCGGUCUAUUAUGGCAGGAGAAGGAUUCUGAUCCUCCAAGCGUAGAUAUAGAUAGACUUUAGAUGGCGUAUUGAGUUGAUCACACAUGUGACCAUACCUUAUCUCAUGGCCAACGAGACUUAGAUCGGGCAGAGUCGGGCAGAAUCAGGCAGAAGAUAGUCAGGUCGACUCGUCCGAAGCAUCACUCGAGG
Messenger RNA from Phialemonium atrogriseum, 1220 nucleotides. RefSeq names its product RNA ligase/cyclic nucleotide phosphodiesterase. The record is from RefSeq and is a predicted model, not a curated record. The transcript has 3 exons. NCBI's taxonomy places the organism in Eukaryota, Fungi, Ascomycota, Sordariomycetes, Cephalothecales, Cephalothecaceae. The coding region runs from base 62 to 1060 and encodes 332 amino acids.